AUGGGAGAAGCAAGAAAGAUUUAUUCAAUAUUUCUCAACACAAGUAAUGCUUUAGAAGCAACAAAUCGUGUGAUUAAAGAUGAAGAUACAUUAAGAGAACGGUUAGUAUUAUCAAGAUUUACAGUUGUUAUAUUUUCUAUAGUCAAUAAAUGGUCAAAAGAACGAAAUCCUACUCUUAUCAAUUCAAAAAAAUUCGGACAUCAACCAUUAAUAACAUUAUCACAUUGGACUGAUGCAUACAAUUGGGUUAAGCUUAACAAAGAAGUUAUAUCUAUUUCCAACGAUGAUACAACAAUAUAUUAUUUGCCUGCUGGUGAAGAAAUUACAAUAACAGGGUUUUUACUUUCAACAAAUAAAGUAACAUAA
Messenger RNA from Rotaria sordida, 366 nucleotides. The record is from the annotation of a GenBank genome assembly. NCBI's taxonomy places the organism in Eukaryota, Metazoa, Rotifera, Eurotatoria, Philodinida, Philodinidae.